AUGUCUGUUAAUAAUAAAUAUGAAAGUCCUUUAACAUCUCGAUAUGCUUCACCAGAAAUGGCGGCGCUUUUUUCUCCAGCUAAUCGUUGUUACAUUUGGAGAAAACUUUGGUUGAAAUUAGCUAUAGCUGAAAAAGAGUUGGGCAUACCUGGCAUUACUGAAGAUGCCAUUCAAGAAAUGGAAGAACACUUGACUUUAACCGAAGAAGAUUUUAAAGUAGCAGCAAUAGAAGAGAAAAAACGUCGUCAUGAUGUUAUGGCACAUGUUCAUACAUUUGGUUUAGUUGCACCAAAAGCAGCUGGAGUGAUUCAUUUGGGAGCAACAAGUUGCUAUGUAACAGAUAAUGGAGAUUUAAUUAUUUUACGUAAUGGGUUAGAAUUGUUGAUAAAUAAGUUAGUUGUGGUGAUUGAUCGUUUGAGUAGAUUUGCUGAUACCUAUAAAGGUUUACCAACUUUGGGUUUUACUCAUUUUCAACCAGCUCAAUUAACCACUGUUGGUAAAAGAACUACACUUUGGCUUCAGGAAUUACUUUGGGAUUUAAGGAAUUUUGAACGUGCAAAAAAUGAUAUCGCAUUUCGUGGUGUUAAAGGUACUACAGGAACACAAGCAUCAUUUUUAGCAUUAUUUGAAGGUGACCAUGACAAGGUAGAAGAACUUGAUAGACGAGUUACUGAAUUAUUAGAUUUUAAAGAAGCAUAUCCAGUAACAGGACAAACAUAUUCGCGUAAAGUUGAUGUGGAUAUUUUGAAUGCGAUUAGUUCAUUUGGAUCAACAGCUCAUAAAAUAGCUACAGAUAUUAGGCUGUAG
Entrophospora sp. SA101 is the source of this 807-nucleotide messenger RNA. The record is from the annotation of a GenBank genome assembly. Lineage: Eukaryota; Fungi; Glomeromycota; Glomeromycetes; Entrophosporales; Entrophosporaceae.